Messenger RNA from Pocillopora meandrina, 1239 nucleotides. Lineage: Eukaryota; Metazoa; Cnidaria; Anthozoa; Scleractinia; Pocilloporidae. The record is from the annotation of a GenBank genome assembly.
AUGGGUGCUGAUGGAAGUCUCAACUCCACCUUGAAUGAAACAGCUAAUCCUGGCGCUUGCCCUGUACAUUACGAAACAACGGCAACACAAACCAUAAAGACACUGGCUUACUGUGUUAUUAUUUUACUCUCGCUAGUUGGAAACUCAAUAGUAAUAUUUACAGUGUGGAGAAACAACAGUAUGCGAAGCGUCACCAAUCUCUUCAUCGGAAACCUGGCCGCCAGUGAUCUUUUAAUCACGUUCCUUGGAAUGCCAAACAUGAUAACUCAGCUUUAUCUCGGACAAAAGUGGAUUUUCGGAGAGGCCAUUUGUAAGAUUGUGGUCUUUUUUCAGAGUGUUUCCGUAGCAAGCUCUAUUUUGACUCUGCUGGCGAUUUCCUUCGAUCGUUUCUGGGCCAUCAUCUUCCCAUUUAAAAGACGGCCAUCGUUCUUUGCGGCCAGAUUAAUGCUCGGUGUCACGUGGGUGAUUUCUCUGGCAGUAAUGGCUCCGUUUCUGUACGCGCAAAGAGUUGUAGUUGUUGCAGAUGGGUACGAGAUGUGUAUCGAAGAUUGGGCCCCCGCUUUUAACCCCCAAACUGCAGCAAAGGACUACACCUUAAUACUCUUCGUGACAUUGUACGCCUUUCCGUUACUUACAAUGCUCUUCAUGUACUCAUUCAUUGUCUCUAAACUAUGGAAAAGGCAAAUUCCGGGUUUUCGUUCAAGCGGAGACGAGAUCAGAACGCGCACAUUGAGGAAAAAAGUCGUCAAAAUGCUUAUAACAGUGAUAACUCUGUUCUGCGUAUGUUGGCUGCCUCUUCACGUGUACCUGUUUAUAGUUUUCUUCGCCUAUGAUAAAAUACCCUGUUUUGACUCCUCUCUGAGCUUUUAUUUCACUUCCCUGUUCUUAGGACAUGCAAAUUCGGCCAUAAACCCAUAUUUGUACGCGUUAUUUCAUCGGAAAUAUCGAGAGGGAUUCAAAGCGGCUUGGACAUGCUCCGCUAUUAUCCCGGAUGAUAUGGGUUUUAGCAGGACUUACAGUCGCCGCCGAAGCUCGUCUAAUAUCACGUGGUUAACAAGAUCUAACAGAUCGCUGAUGAUCGACCGUCGAUUUAGCACCGCUGCCAUUAGCGAAAAACGCCGUCUAAGUGCAGUUACCAUCGCCGAAAAACGCCGUUACAGUACGGCUACCAUGCCAGGAACCACAAGGAAUGCUUUGUCGAGAAAACAAGGCACAGUUACGAAACCUGUCAAUGUCUAA